GGGGGUGGCGGGGGAGCGCCGAGAGGCGAGGAGGGCAGCCCGCCUAGCUGUCCGCUUUGCGCCGCCGGCCCACGCCGCAGUGUGUUUUGUGGACGGCGCCUUCCCGGACAGCCCUGUAGAGUCCAGCUGAGUGCCCGGCAGCCUUCGACGCGAUGUUCCGUCAGAGCUUUAACCGUUUUUGUGCUGGAGAGGAAAAACGAGUUGGUACACGCACAGUGUUUGUUGGCAAUCAUCCAGUUUCAGAAACAGAAGCUUACAUUGCACAAAGAUUUUGUGAUAAUAGAAUAGUCUCAUCUAAGUAUACACUUUGGAAUUUCCUCCCAAAGAACCUGUUUGAACAGUUUAGAAGGAUUGCAAAUUUUUAUUUUCUCAUCAUUUUCCUUGUACAGGUCACAGUAGACACACCAACUAGCCCAGUUACCAGUGGACUUCCACUUUUCUUUGUUAUAACUGUUACAGCCAUCAAGCAGGGAUAUGAGGAUUGGCUGAGACACAGAGCUGACAAUGAAGUCAACAAGAGCACUGUUUACAUUAUUGAAAAUGCAAAGCGAGUGCAAAAAGAAAGUGAAAAAAUUAAGGUUGGUGAUGUAGUAGAAGUUAGUGCAGAUGAAACCUUUCCCUGCGAUCUUAUUCUUCUAUCAUCCUGUACCACUGAUGGAACCUGUUAUGUCACUACAGCUAGUCUUGAUGGGGAAUCUAAUUGUAAGACACAUUAUGCCGUGCGGGAUACCAUUGCAAUGUGUACAGCCGAGUCCAUUGAUAGCCUCCGAGCAGCAAUUGAAUGUGAACAGCCUCAACCUGACCUGUACAAGUUUGUUGGGCGAAUCAAUAUCUAUAGUAAUAGUCUUGAGGCUGUUGCCAGGUCUUUGGGACCUGAAAAUCUCUUGCUGAAAGGAGCUACACUAAAAAAUACCAAGAAGAUAUAUGGAGUUGCUGUUUACACUGGGAUGGAAACCAAAAUGGCUUUGAACUACCAAGGGAAAUCUCAAAAACGUUCUGCUGUUGAAAAAUCUAUUAAUGCCUUCUUGAUGGUUUAUUUAUUUAUCUUAUUGACCAAAGCUGCAGUAUGCACUACUCUAAAGUAUGUAUGGCAGAGUACCCCAUAUAAUGAUGAACCUUGGUAUAACCAAAAGACUCAGAAAGAACGGGAGACUUUAAAGGUUCUGAAAAUGUUCACCGACUUCCUAUCAUUUAUGGUCCUAUUCAACUUUAUCAUCCCUGUCUCCAUGUAUGUCACAGUAGAAAUGCAGAAAUUCUUGGGCUCCUUCUUCAUUUCAUGGGAUAAAGACUUUUAUGAUGAAGAAAUUAACGAAGGAGCCUUGGUUAACACGUCAGACCUUAAUGAAGAACUUGGUCAGGUGGAUUAUGUAUUUACAGAUAAGACUGGAACACUUACUGAAAAUAGCAUGGAAUUCAUUGAAUGCUGCAUAGAUGGGCACAAAUAUAAAGGUGUAACUCAGGAAGUUGAUGGAUUAUCUCAGACUGAUGGACCUUUAACAUAUUUUGACAAAGCAGAUAAGAACCGAGAAGAACUCUUUCUGCGUGCCUUGUGUUUAUGUCAUACUGUAGAAAUUAAAACAAAUGAUACUGUUGAUGGAGCUACAGAAUCAGCUGAAUUAACCUAUAUCUCCUCGUCACCAGAUGAAAUAGCUUUGGUGAAAGGAGCUAAAAAGUACGGGUUCACAUUUUUAGGAAAUCGGAAUGGACAUAUGAUACUAGAGAACCAAAGAAAAGAAAUAGAAGAGUAUGAACUUCUUCACACCUUAAACUUUGAUUCCAUCCGCCGACGUAUGAGUGUAAUUGUGAAGACUCAAGGAGGAGACAUCCUUCUUUUUUGUAAAGGAGCAGAUUCAGCAGUUUUUCCCAGGGUGCAAAACCAUGAAAUUGAGUUAACUAAAGCCCAUGUGGAACGUAAUGCAAUGGAUGGGUACCGGACACUCUGUGUGGCCUUCAAAGAAAUUACUCCAGAUGAUUAUGAAAUAAUUAACAGACAGCUCAUAGAGGCAAAAAUGGCCUUACAAGACAGAGAAGAAAAAAUGGAAAAGGUUUUUGAUGAUAUUGAGACAAACAUGAAUUUAAUUGGAGCCACUGCAGUGGAAGACAAGCUACAAGAUCAAGCUGCAGAGACCAUUGAAGCUCUGCAUGCAGCUGGCCUGAAAGUCUGGGUGCUUACUGGUGACAAGAUGGAGACAGCCAAAUCCACAUGCUAUGCCUGCCGUCUUUUCCAAACUGGCACUGAACUCUUAGAACUCACCACAAAAACUAUUGAAGAAAGUGAAAGGAAAGAAGAUCGAUUACAUGAAUUGUUGAUAGAAUAUCGGAAGAAGUUGCUGCAUGAAUUUCCUAAAAGUACUAGAAGCCUUAAAAAAGCAUGGACAGAACAUCAAGAAUAUGGAUUAAUCAUCGAUGGCUCCACAUUGUCACUCAUACUAAAUUCUAGUCAGGACUCUAGUUCAAAUAAUUACAAAAGCAUUUUCCUACAAAUUUGUAUGAAGUGCACUGCAGUGCUUUGCUGCCGCAUGGCACCAUUACAGAAAGCCCAGAUUGUCAGAAUGGUGAAGAAUUUAAAAGGCAGCCCAAUAACACUGUCAAUUGGUGAUGGUGCCAAUGAUGUUAGCAUGAUCUUGGAAUCCCAUGUGGGAAUAGGUAUUAAAGGCAAAGAAGGCCGCCAAGCAGCCCGGAACAGUGAUUAUUCUGUACCCAAGUUUAAACAUUUAAAGAAACUAUUAUUGGCUCACGGACAUCUAUACUAUGUGAGAAUAGCACAUCUUGUACAGUAUUUCUUCUAUAAGAACCUUUGUUUCAUUUUGCCACAGUUUUUGUACCAGUUCUUCUGUGGAUUCUCACAACAGCCACUGUAUGAUGCUACUUAUCUUACAAUGUACAAUAUCUGCUUCACAUCCCUUCCUAUUCUGGCCUACAGUCUCCUGGAACAGCACAUCAACAUUGACACUCUGACCGCAGACCCGCGAUUGUAUAUGAAAAUUUCUGGUAAUGCUAUGCUACAGUUGGUCCCCUUCUUGUAUUGGACAUUUCUGGCUGCCUUUGAAGGGACAGUGUUCUUCUUUGGGACUUACUUUCUUUUUCAGACUGCAUCCCUAGAAGAUAAUGGAAAGGUAUACGGAAACUGGACUUUUGGGACUAUUGUCUUUACAGUCUUAGUAUUCACUGUAACUCUGAAGCUCGCCUUGGAUACUCGAUUCUGGACAUGGAUAAAUCACUUUGUGAUUUGGGGUUCUUUAGCCUUUUAUGUAUUUUUCUCAUUCUUCUGGGGAGGAAUUAUUUGGCCUUUUCUCAAACAACAGAGAAUGUAUUUCGUAUUUGCUCAAAUGCUAUCUUCUGUAUCCACAUGGCUGGCCAUAAUUCUUCUAAUAUUUAUCAGCCUUUUCCCUGAGAUUCUCCUGAUAGUAUUAAAGAAUGUAAAAAGAAGAAGUGCCAGGAAUCCGAAUCUUGAACUGCCUAUGUUAUUGUCCUACAAGCAUAUUGACAGUGAUUACAGCUAAAAAAAAAAAAGAAAACAUGAAGAAACCACCAAAAAAGUUAUCAUCUCAGGAUACUCAAUAUGCAACAAAAACUAAACCACUCUCUUAUGUCUUAGGGUUCAGAAUAAAUGUCCAUUAAAAUACUCUCCUAAGCAUUUACAGUUAUUAUAAUUAGCCAUUAUGGCCAAAGUUCUAAGUUAAGAAUUAUAUGAAGUUGAAAGCAAGAAUAUUUAAAAUUCUGGCUUUAGUUAGAAUAAUCUUAACUACCAAAUGGGUGCUCUUUUAACCCAUUGACUUUGUGAAUGGAUUUAAAUACAAUAGUAUAAAGUAGAAGUCAUGCAAUGGGAAUGAAUAGAUUUUACUAAAAUACAGUAUUACAUUUUUUGCUUGGCAGAAGACAUAGAGUGUUUGGACCACAUUUCUCAUUCCUGCUGAAUGAUCAUCUUAAAUUAUUUUUUUUCAAACAAAAGGAAUACUUGAAUACUGAAGGACUAGAUGGUAUCGAUGCAUCAGAUGGGAGAGUUCAUCUUUUCUGUUCACCCACAUGCUAAUUGUGUCUUAGUAGAAUAUCUUUGCCCAAAAAUACCUUGAACACUUGUGUGGGAAGUGUUGACUCUGGUUGUUAUUGUGAGACAGAAAAAAAUGUUUGUUUUUGUUUUUCUGAAUUAAGUACCACUAGUAAGGCUACUAGACUUGAAAAUAAAGCAUAAAACAUUUCAGUCAUUUAGUAGUCCCUCAAAAUAGAGAAUAAACAGAUUUUUUUCCAUUGUUUAUUUUACUGGAAACUGAGGCAAAGUGGGUAAGAUCAUUUUUAUACAAAAAUAAAGCCAUUCUAAACAUUAGCCUUUUAUCAUUUUAUGUAAAGAGACUAGAAAGAACAACUUAUUUUAAACGGUUUUUAUUUCAAAGAGGUUGCAGUCAUGCAUAUAAUGCAGCACCUUUUUUUUUAACUUGCCAAUUUGGGGAAGAGGAGACAUCCAUCCCAAGCUGGUUCUGCCUGUAGAGGUAUGACUCUGUGUCUCUCUCAUAGCUAAUUUGACCAGUGCAAGUGGUAUAAUUCUAAACUGUUAAAUUGAUCUUGGUUAGGGCCUCAACUUGCUGGACUUAGAAGACUUUAGGCUCCUAAUGAGUUCACUUAAAACUAAAUAUGAAAUGUCUUUAUUCAUUGGUAAAAUCAGACACAUUUUGGAUGUAAAUGGUCUCAGAUUUGACUGCUAAAUUAAAAUGAUCUUUUAAAAUAUUUUCAUAUCAAUUUCUACCUUUUUCUUUCUGGCAUGCCUGUACUAUUAUUAAUGUGUAGAUUGUACCUUGAUUUGGAAAAGUACUGGAUUCAAUCUCUACCAAUAUCUUUAUAUAGUCCAUAUGGCACAUAUAUUUUGUGUUAAUGUUUAGGUGUAGUUUUCUUCCACAUAUAUUUUGUGUUAAUGUUUAGGUGUAUUUUUUUUUAAUUCUAGAAAGGACAUAAUUUUAAUUAUCAGAAACCAUUUCAUCAUUACUUAUCCCUUUUAUUAUUUAAUUUGUUUUCCUCUGUCAAUAUUAUUUUUGAGUAUUUUGUUAGAUGUCAUUCACAACUGCCUAAGUGUGCUGUUUUCUGGUAGCCUGUAUUUGAGGUAAUGUGCUAAAGACAAAGUCUUUAAAUUCUUUGCCUAUCCCAAAGAGCUAAAAUGUCUAACCCAGGAAAGCUUUUGAUGUUUUGUUCUUGUUCUUGUUCUUGUUGUUGUUUUUAUAGUUGUUGCUAUGUUUUUCAGAAGAACUGUAGGGACUGAAUACAAAUAAGAGAGCCAAAGUAGGCUUGUAUAAUGCCAGAACCAUUAAAGAGUUGGCAUAAUUAGAAUAUUCAGCAUAGUAGAAAUAAAAUUGGUUGCAUGUAAAAUGUGUUGCUGCCAACAAGAAAGAGUAAAGGAGAUUUAGAGUCAUGUUUCAGCUACAUGUUACACUGAGCACUACAGGUCAAAUUUAGAAUGGCAAUGAUAUAUAAGAUCGUGGCCUAGACCCUUGAGAAGGACCUGGCUUUUUUUUGAAAGGUAUUUUUAUUAAUGAGCUAUAAAAUGGCUAGUGUGAAGUUAACAGAUGAAAUAAUUUGGAAUAAUCCAUCUAGUAUUCCUACAAUCUGACCACCCUAUUUUGUGACAGAAGGGGAGGAAAUGUAAUAACAGAACCACAUAUUUAUAAUUUGAAUAAUCUUGAGCUAUUAAAAUGUCCUGAUCAUUUUCACAACUGUUGUACACUGUUUGAGGUUGUUGCCUAUUAAACUGAAACUAUUCAUUCCAUAUCUACCACAUAUACACCAGCAACAGUAUAAAUGUAAGCCUAAAAUUUGCAAAAUUCAUAAUCUAGUGAUGAAAUUUUUUUAGUAACAGGCAGCAUAUAAAUGUUCAGAUUUUAUGCAAAUGUUGACAAAAAUCAUUUUUCAGCUUGCAAAGUGGAACUGCAAUAUUACAUUUUUCACAUAAGCAAUUUUUUACAUCUAUGUUGCUUUCUAAAACGAAUGUGAUGCCAUCUUUUUAUCAAUGCAACUUGCCUUUUUCAUUACAGAAUUUUUCUUUGGUGUAAUCAAUAAACUUUGGUAUGAUAUGAUUGA
Messenger RNA from Marmota flaviventris (yellow-bellied marmot), 6063 nucleotides. It is a transcript of the gene Atp11c, whose product is annotated as ATPase phospholipid transporting 11C. Gene Ontology annotation, cellular component: endoplasmic reticulum; plasma membrane; recycling endosome. The record is from RefSeq and is a predicted model, not a curated record. Lineage: Eukaryota; Metazoa; Chordata; Mammalia; Rodentia; Sciuridae. Gene Ontology annotation, molecular function: magnesium ion binding; ATPase-coupled intramembrane lipid carrier activity; ATP binding. Gene Ontology annotation, biological process: phospholipid translocation.